UUGUCAGAAGAUGCUAUAAGUAGCUGCUGGUGGGACUGCUGAUGUUAUAACCUGAAAAUAACUCCGAGACUCAAGCGAAGUGCUUUUGUCUUUCGGAUCAUAAUUUAUAUAAUCACCUGAACACGGAGCGAAGUUUCAGAGCCUAGUUUAAGCAGUGGGAUGGAGUGGUUUGGAGGCGGCCCGUUUCACUCUGAACAGGACCUAAAUGAAAACAUGACCCGCACACACCCACACGAGUCCGCUGCGGAGUGCAUGGCGUCUCUGUGCCAGCGUCAGCAGCACUGUGUGAAGGCCUCCAUCAGGUCGCAGUGGCAGCUGGCAGAGGCGCAGAACCAGCUGUGCGGUCUGGAGAUUCACAGCUCAGAAUCUGUGGAACAGGAGCGCGCUCAAGCCCUUGCCUCCUCCACUGAACUCUCACAGACCGAACAGGAGUGGAGACAUAAAGAAAGUAUGAUGGGAAGUGGUCCAGUACUGUGUCCAGAUUCCAGCCACGAUGUGUUCGACAAGAGUAUCAUAAACAAUUCACAGGCUUGGCCUAAUGAAACGGAUCAUGAUAAAAGCUUAACCAGCGUCCAGUGUAAUGAAGCGCUCUUGAAAUAUUUUGGCAUGUUGAGAAGGUGGGAUGAUAGUCAGCGCUUUUUAUCGGAGUACCACCAUCUCAUAUGUGAAGAAACAGCCAAUUACUUGAUCCUGUGGUGCUUCCGACUACAGGCAGAGCAAAAAGAGGCCUUAAUGGAGCAGGUGGCUCAUCAGGCGGUCGUCAUGCAGUUCAUCCUGGAGAUGGCUCGAAAUGCACAGCAGGAUCCACGAGGCUGCUUCCGUCAGUUCUUUCAGAAAGCCAAAGCAGGGCAAGAGGAAUACCUGGAUGUCUUCCACACAGAACUUGAGGCCUUUAAGCAGAGAGUAAAGGAGUACACUAUGAAAUCUAAACGAGAAAUCCCAAAGGAGACAGCGCACCAAAACACACCAGCAGGCUGUCGACUCGACCCCAAAAAGGUUUUGGAGUUUUUGCCACCAGAGCUGAAAACAUGCAUCCAGAUGCAAGAUAUGCAGAUUCUCCAGAAUGUAACACAGGUGCAUUGUGCUCACAUUAGAACAUGUCAACUCACUUCCACAUACAUAAGAUCUAACAUUACAGCUUUAGGGAAGUAUUGUGACAUGCUUCAGGGCCAGUUAGUGGUGAAACGCAUUGCACAUUUGUCAGUUGUUUUGAGGUUUUGAACAGGAAGAACGGAGGUCACUCUUCACAUGCUUGUAUCUAACAAUGGAGAGCACACACUGAAACUGACGUACACAGACAGAGCCAGAUGAGAACCAGAGAACGUGACAGGAAGGAUUAUGUAACAGCCAUAAUCUGCAAUAGCAGAGCAUUAUUUAGAAUGCAGACUGAUCUAUAAUCCCUCUCCCUACAGAUCUGUAUGUGAAUGGAUGUGCAGAUUAUAGUGAAUGCAGCAGUUUAAUGAGGAAAAUGCACAUUGGUGGGUGUGCCAUUACUGAGAAAUAAACUCCACCAGCCCUCUAGUGCCGUGUAGAAACAGCAUCACGCAAAAACAGAAGUUUGUAGUUGCUGAUGUCAUAAAAAUACGCUAUCCGCAGUCUGCAUUAAUUCAUUUAUUCUGCUAGUGUUGGCAUCCAACGGGUACAGUGUGUCAGAUACCUUCUGAUCUCUGUGCUACAACUGUCUUUUGCUGUAAUCAACACAUUUCCUCUCUCACUCAUUACAGGUGGAAGAAUAUCAUGUAAAACUAUGGACAAAUACACCCAGAGCCUCUAAAGAGGAGAGUUCAGCAACAGACGAGUGGAGAAUGAUGGAAACCUAACAGUGACGAGGCGCUCACAAUCAGUCCAUGAAGCUUCAAUAGGAUCAGGGAAUGGGUCAGAGCACAGGAAGACAAAGGCCUCAACUCAAAGACUUUUGUUUUGUAAAUGUGCCUGAAUUUGUGCUGCACUUUAAUUUAGUUUAAAAGUGAAUGUUUAUAUAAUAUAUAUAUAUAAAUAUAUAAUAUAGUACGAGGAACUGUAUUUUAAGCCACCAUUUUUUUGUUACAUUUCUGUUGCUGAAUUUCUCUGUUUUAGCAGUUUAGAAAGUCAUACACGCUCUAAGCAGAAGCGCAAAGGGGAACCUCAUAAAUAUUGGUGCAGUUUAAUAAUAUUUUGUGUUUGUUUUGGUUUUAAUUCUCCAAGAUCAGCGAUGUUUGAGAAGUGUUCUCCCACGAAGAGAGCGUAAACCCAUUUUUCGUUUGAACAUUUUGUCAAACGGCAGUUUUUAUACUGAUUCUGAUCUAUAACGUCCACUGAACGUUCAACUCUAGCUGCUAUCUGGAAACUGUUUCGUGUGUCACACAUGCAUGGAUGCAGUAGAUUACAGUCGGCUUCCCGCAGAUAGACCAUCAACACUGAAGAGAAGGAGGACCACCCACUUUGCUCGCAUUCUCAUAGAAGCAUUUGGAAGCGUUUUAUGGCGGCUAUAAGAACUUUGUAAGAAAUUAUUUGCAGAUCCUUUGAAAAUGCGGCGCAAUAACUCCCAGGAUUUGGAAAACAGCAAUAUUUAAAGGAAAAGUUCUCACCCUUUACCCUCAUAUUAUUCCAAACUUCUAUGACUUUGUCCUGUGGAACUAUUCUAAGUGCUUUGAAGCCUCACUGAAGCCUUGUAUGAGGAACAGACUGAAAUUUAAGUCAUGAUUCACUGAAAAUCUUCCCAUCCGUCGCAGCUCUCAAUUCUCAUUUGCACUUCUGCACAUUCAAGUUUUGCACAUCAAGACAUGUCGCACCAUGAUGCCGAACGUCAAUGGUUUUUUAAGUCUCAUAACCGAAAGUGCUGCUGCAUGUCUGAAAAUGUAGAAGGACAAAUAAGAUUUGAGAGCUGUUGCGGAGAUGAGAACUUUGAUCUGUUGCUGUCAAAUAGCUUCUAAAGACUUGGAUUAUAGUGCUCCUAUAGACUUCUAUUUCAAAAUGUUGCUUUUGUGUCCUUUGAGCUUUCAUUGAAUGUGUGGCAUUUUUUGAGUAAUUGAUGACAGAAUUUUACCUUUAAGUUGAACUAUUCCUUUAAAUUUCCUUCAGUUACACUGAAAAAGACUGAACACACAUUCACUAGAUCAAUAUGCCAUUUUUAGCUCAUUGAGGCUGUUUGUGUGGAUUGUUACUGUACACAGAGCAUAUACAGCAAACCCACAAAUGAUGUACAACUGCAAACGAUGGGUUAAUAAUAUUGUGAAAGUUUUGCAAUCAGAACAAUAUCCUAAACCAAUAGCUGUGAACUGCAUGAAAUAUUUUAUUUAUAAUGCAUGUUUAGAUUUCACUUGUUGAUCAAGCUAUUUAAUACAUUUUAAUUUCAGGAGUUCACAUGUUAAAGGAAUAGUUCACCCAAAAACAAAAGUUCUCUCUUCAUUUACUCACAUUCAUGCCAUCCUAGAUGUGACUUUUGUUUCCUUCUGCUGAACACAAACAAAGAUAUUUAGGAAAUUAUUUCGGGUCUGUAGGUCCAUAUAAAUGCAAGUGAAAGGUGACCAAAACUAUUAAGCUCCUAAAAGCACAUAAAGGCAGCAUAAAUGAAUUAAUACAAAGCAGAUGUUAAAUGUCUUCAGAAGUGAUAUGAUCGUGUGGGUGAGAAACAGAUAAAUAUUUAAGUAAUUUUCUAUUAUAAAUCUCCAUUUUACCUUCCACAUUCUUCGUUUUGUUUUUGGUAAUUCAAAUUAUUUGUGCAUAUUGUCACCUUCUGUUCUGGCUAAAAGUGGAGAGUAAUUGUAAAAUAAAAAGGCUUAAAUAUUGAUUUGUAGCUCACCCAAACUUAUAUCACUUCAGAAGACAUUGACUGUUUAGUCAUGGGGUUUUAUGGAUUGCUUUUAUGCUACCUUUAUGUGCUUUUUGGAGCUUCAAAGUUCUGGCCACCUUACACUUCCAUUGUAUGGACCUACAGAGCUGAAAUAUUUUCCUAAAAAUCUUUGAACUGUGUUCAGUGGAAGAAAAUCACACACAUCUGGGAUUAAAUGAGUUCUGAGACCUUUCAUUUUUGGGUGAACUAUUCUUUUACUGUAAUCCUUGAGGUGAAGGUAAAAUUUAGCUCGCUGUCCAUAAUGGAGGGCAUCAGCUCGAGACUUGACCCGAACUCUUAUUACCCCUCUGUAUUUACUUAAAUUUAGUUUAGUAAUAACUAGGCAUAAGGUGGAGUCUGAGUGUUGCUGGAUGAAUAGACGUAGGAGUGAGGCAAGCAGCAGUUUAUAUACAGUUAUGUUUACUAAACCGUAGUGAUUGGUCAGAUGUCAAGCUAAUUAAUUUUGUGUUUCUAGUAGCCUACGUGGUUAUUAGUAAGUAUUCCAAUAGUGUUUAGUUUCUUUUGAACUUUUACUAGUACAUUUUCAUUAGAUACUAGUACUUGUUCAUUGGUAACUAAUACUUAUUAAAAUAGACAGUGUCCAUUUAAUAGUCUCUCUCUCUCUCUCUCUCUCUCUCUCUCUCUCUCUAUAUAUACUAUUGUUACCUUCUUAAUUUUGCCAUGGGGAACUGUGAUUCAACUAUUUCCUGACUAUUUUCCAGUAGUGACGAGUAUACUUUUUAACUUUACUAGUAACUGUUCAUUGUGAAGUGCUUACUCAACUGGUGACUAGUAUUUAUUUUAGUUUUACUAUUACUUAUUUAUUAGACACUAGUUUCUAUUCCAAUUGUUACUAGUGACAUUUAAAAUUUUACUGGUAAGGUUUUUUUAUUGAACUAUAAAAUAAAUAUUCUGACUAGUCAUUACAUUUGACAAGCAAAACCCAAUUGUAACUAGUGACUAGUGCAAAUUAAUAAAAUAUACUAGUCGAUAUUGGGAUACUUACUAAUAAAUGUUUGACUAAUAACAUAAAAAUAGGUACAAGUACGUUUUAGGGAAUAAAUAUGAAAGUGCUUGCCAUAAACAUGCUCCUCCUAAACCUUUAUUUAGAGCUCGAUUUCAAAGAGGUGAAAAGAUCACCACUGACUACAUUGCAAAUAUGCAACAGUGGUCACUGUUUGUCUUGGGGAGGGGCUUUUUCUUGAUUGACAGUGUGGGGUUAGUGGGUUGUUCAAUGUAGACUGUAAAUACUAAUAGUAAUCUUAAAUUGUAAAAGAAGUUUACUCAACUUGAGCUUAAGUUUUUACUAUUCUUACUAGUUUUAAUUAAGUUACCGUUAGACUCUAAUCCUAAAGUUGCCAUUAAUGAAACAUUUAAGUGGUCCUAAUUAAACAGUAUUUGAAAUGUCACGUUUUGGAAUUAAACUCAAUUAUUUACAUUCUUCAAAUUUUGGCAUCAAGUACUGCUAUCUCAAAACAAGCAAACUCUAGUAGAAAAAGAAUACGUUUUGUUUAAAAAUGUAUAGUGUUUUAAUUCUUAUGACUAUUGCUGUUGUUUUGUUGUAGCUGGUUGAUAAUUGAUAUUAUUGUGAAAUCACCAUUAGGGUGACUAGUGUUACCUCUGGUAAGAUUGGAGCCUGUUAAGUUUAAGCCAUUACUCAAAUGUAUUUUUAGAAAGUCCACAUUUAUGUGCACUAAUAAGUACUAAGUAGAAUUAAAUGUGCCAUAUGAGUCAUCUGGAAUUCAGUCAUGAAUUCAUUACGCCGUGUAAUACAUGUUAUAACCCAAUUUAAAUAAUGUAAUCAACACACCAAUAAUCACAGAUGAGAUAAGUUUACUUGUGACUAGUUAACGUUACUUAAACAAUUAAGUUAACUUUACUUGAGCCAAAUAAGUAUGCUUACUUAGAAAACGCUUGUAAACCGAAUGCCUUGUAAAAGUAAGGUCGCCUAAUUCGAUUUGACAGUGUAUGUGCUUUUGUCAGCAUGUUCACUUGUUGCGAGCAGCAGUCAUAAAAUGUAACAAUCUAAAGUUAAUAUAUACAAAAGUGUU
Messenger RNA from Xyrauchen texanus (razorback sucker), 5862 nucleotides. Its product is annotated as hsp90 co-chaperone Cdc37-like 1. Bases 160 to 1221 code for a protein of 353 amino acids. Gene Ontology annotation, cellular component: cytoplasm. The transcript is spliced from 7 exons. NCBI's taxonomy places the organism in Eukaryota, Metazoa, Chordata, Actinopteri, Cypriniformes, Catostomidae. The record is from RefSeq and is a predicted model, not a curated record. Gene Ontology annotation, biological process: protein stabilization; protein folding. Gene Ontology annotation, molecular function: heat shock protein binding; protein-folding chaperone binding.